This is a messenger RNA of Anopheles funestus (African malaria mosquito), 2934 nucleotides long. RefSeq names its product translation initiation factor eIF-2B subunit delta (gene eIF2Bdelta). Bases 332 to 2806 code for a protein of 824 amino acids. The transcript has 6 exons. The record is from RefSeq and is a predicted model, not a curated record. NCBI's taxonomy places the organism in Eukaryota, Metazoa, Arthropoda, Insecta, Diptera, Culicidae.
UGUUCGAAACGUCAAACGAGUGGUGCUAGAUUAUCGUCCUAUCUCUUUCAAAAUUCAUUUCCUCCUCGCACAGCAACCCGAAGGGCUGGACGGGCAAAUAUUUUAUUUAUUUAUUUGUGAACGAAGCUGCAAGCCCCAAUCGACCCAAUAGCAGAAGUUUCAUUCAUUGCGCUGCGCUGAAGGAAUCUGUUCCGUGGAUUCUGAAAGAGCAAAUCCUGCUACGUUGCAGCAAGGGCAAGAAAAUUGCCAGCUCCCUACCAUUAAGAAAAUCGAAAAGAUAACUGCCACGAUUGUAGAUACUCCAUUUAACUUCUCCCCUUUCACCAUCACCAUGGAGACCGCCGCUCCAACGGAUGCUGGAACGUUGAAAAAGAAACGAAAUCGAGCGCACAAGAAACCAAAACCAGACGCGAUAAAAAUCCCAGCGCAGUGCGGAACGACAAAUACUGCUCAAUUACAGAAAACCACAGUAGAAAAGGAGAAUAAUCCACCAAUAAGCACUUCCUCUGGAAAGACUACAAUAGAGUCUGAUCAGCGCCUUGAUAUUGAAGCGGAUGCUCCUGAGCUUUCCCGUAAACCAAGCCGUCGUCGUAAACGAAAGGCAAAAGGUGACAAAAAAGAUUCACAACUUGAGCUACAAUCGAUAACGGUUGAGGAAUUAUUUCCCCCCGGGAAUAUUGUUACACAAGCGGCGUGUCAGACACCACCGCAAACGCUUGAAACUGUACCGGAAAACGUGUCGGUUUCCCGGAAGCAGAUAGUCGAUACAGCAAAGUUCGUCGGUAUAAUAGACAUCGGUCCACGAGAACUUUUUCCGGUGGCCAACGAACCUACGACUUUGGUACAAAAUAUAACGUUUGAUGAAAUAUUCCCCGGUCCAGAAUUGUUCCAGUUCGACGCUGGAGGUACAAUCCCUGGAAAAUUAACUUUCGGUGAAUCGUAUGCCUUCAAACCGAUUGUCUUCGAAGCAAAGCCUGUAAAGCGUACGGUUGAAUACGUCCAGCAAGGUUUGCAGGAUAUAUCUGCUGAGCAGAUUUUCCCGAACUGUGUGUCAGUUGGAUUGAAAACGUCUUCGCAAGCUACAAGUCUACCCAUACAGCAAUCGGCAACCAUGAGUGAACGAUCUGCCGCGCCCGCCCCGGGUGCUAAAUCAGAUAAAACUCGGGAAGAAAUUCUUGCGGAGCGUGAAGCAAAGAAAGCAGCCAAGUUAGCCGCUAAAACUAAAAGCAAAAAUAAAGAAACACCAGCACAGGAGAAGCCGAAUGAAGCACCAGCACCAUCGACAAAGGCUAAGCAAGAACGACCGGUCAAACCGAAGGCUGAACCUACAGCAUCAGCUGAGUUGAAAAAAUCCAGCACGGAUGCAAGCAUUUGUGAAAAGAUGAAAGAUCUACAUAUAAGCGAUGGUCCUGCCCAAACCGAAGCAAAAGAACUUUCUAAAGCGGAACGAAAGGCACUGUUCGAGGCAAAAAAUCCUUCCCUCGUGGCAUCAGAGGGAGCAAAACCGGCCAAACCAACAUUAACGAAAGCCGAACGUCGUGCAAUCCAGGAAGCACAACGGGCCGCGAAAGCGGAUGCGCAACAAGUUAAGAAACGAGAAACAACCACGACCACACCCGCUUCUGAUAAACAAGAUCCGAAAAAGGUUCAGAAAAUAACCAGUGAACCUGCAAAAACAAAAGCUCCGGUUAAAAAAACUGUACCAACCGGUGGUGCGGGACUUGCCGGGACAACACCGCGUAAGCAUAUUGUUAAUUUGUUCAAUCACCUACACCAACCGAAAUUUGCCGCUACCGAAAUUGUUAAUUCGCCCGAAUUGCAUCCGGCUGUAACGAAGCUUGGUAUACAGUACGCUAAGGGAGCGGUCGUUGGAUCGAAAGCUCGCUGUCUCGCCCUGCUAAAGGUUCUAAACCAGCUGAUAGAAGACUAUGAGACACCGGCAGAGAAAGAGUUUGGUCGAAGUUUUGAGGAAAUGUUAAGCGUAUCCGCUAACCAUCUGCAGCGCUGCCGGCCUUUCUCCGUCUCGAUGACGAACGCGUUGCGACACGUAAAGAUGUGCGCACGUCAACUGGAUGGGAAGGUUUCCGUGUCGGAACAGAAAGAGUGUUUGCUAGAAUCGAUCGAAUCGUACAUCCGUGAUCAGAUCGAGAAAGCUGAAGAGGCAAUCUGCUGUUCGGUGCAGGAUAAGAUCUGUAAUGGGGAUGUUAUUUUGACCUAUGGCUGCUCCUCGUUGAUUAAACAUAUCCUGGAGGAAGCGAUUCGUCGCAAGAAAACCUUCCGCGUGAUAAUCGUGAAUGCACGACCGCGGCAGGAAGAAAAUGCAAUGCUGGAAGAGCUAGUCCAACUUGGUGUCAAGUGCAUGUGCGUGUUAAUCAAUGCGGUCAGCUACGUGAUGCCAGAAGUGACGAAAGUAUUGCUCGGCGCACAUGCUCUCCUGGCAAAUGGAUCCGUAAUGAGCCGUGUUGGAACAGCGCAGAUUGCACUCGUGGCUAAAUCCUACAACGUGCCCGUGCUCGUCUGCUGCGAAACGCACAAGUUUACCGAGCGCGUGCAAACGGAUGCAUUUGUGUACAACGAGAUCGGUAACCCUAACGAGCUCGUCCUUGCACCACAUACACGCGAUCAUCCCGAGGCAAAACCGAUGCUGGCUGACUGGGAAACGAUCACGUCGUUAACAAUUCUUAACCUUCAUUAUGAUGUCACGCCACCGGAACUGGUGACAGCAGUCGUUACGGAAGUGGCAAUAUUACCUUGCACCAGCGUCCCGGUAAUUCUCCGUAUCAAACCAUCCGAUGUAACGUAUUGAACUAUGAAGGGAUUCUAAGAGUAGAAAGGAAAUGUUUUCGCCAGUAACGAUUAUGACGACGAAGAUAAAGUAAUGUUAAAAAGGAAGAGAACCAAUUUAGGCUUUAUUGAAUGAAAGAAUUCAUUGCU